Molecule: messenger RNA, 2160 nt
Organism: Xylona heveae TC161
Lineage: Eukaryota; Fungi; Ascomycota; Xylonomycetes; Xylonales; Xylonaceae
Exons: 2
Coding region: 1-2160 (719 amino acids)
Cellular component (GO): mating projection tip
Source: RefSeq, a predicted model, not a curated record
AUGCGAAAUUAUAACCACUAUGCCGCUCAGGACCUCCCACUCCCAAAACCUGCCCCUCAUACAGCGCCCACCCUCACACCUUAUCUCGGUCUCCGCGCCCGACUUUCUCAAGUUUGGAUCAACCGAUGGACUAUUCUGUUGCUCCUCGUGCUUGCCCGCUCUCUGCUUGCUGUCCGCGAUUUAAAUAACGACAUUGGCUCUGCUCGUCGCGAAGCUCUCUCGGCGUGCACUGGCGUCGAGAGCAUGGGCAGCGCCAUGGCUUCCAUGCCUCAUUACAUGUCUCAGGGCGUGAAUGAGAUGGCCGCAAGUGGCGUCGAAAAGGCAGUACAUGGGCUCAUGUCUAUGCUGCUUUUGACAAUAACCGGGGUCGAAGAGCUUGUCGUCUUUUACAUCAACUAUCUUGUCGGGACGUACGAGUGUCUUAUCACGCUUGCGGCGCGAGGAGCUGUAGAUGUCGCACUUACCGUCGUUGAGGAUGCGGGGAAUGCGCUCAACAAGACUCUUCAUGCUUUAACAAAUGAUAUCAACAAAGGCAUCGACACUUUCGAGGACGCCUACAAUGAUUUGAAGAAGCAUCUGAGUGGCGUAUUCAGUAUCCCAACCCUCAAUAUCAGCUCAUCUCUGGAUGAGUUGAAUGGCGUUCAGCUUUCGGUUCCAUCCUCAAUGGAGAAUAGCCUAAAGCAACUCAACAGCUCGAUGCCCGACUUUGCCCAGGUUAAGAACUUUACAGACAAUGCGAUCCGAUUUCCCUUUGAAGAAGUCAAGAAACUGAUUGAUGGACAUCUCGGCAAUUUCACAUUUGACAGCUCUGUCCUGCCCAUCCCAGCCAAGGAGCAGAUGACCUUUUGCUCCGACAAUAACGGGAUCAACGACUUCUUUGAUAAUCUUCGCUCGAUCGCAAACCUGGCCCGGAAAGUGUUCAUCGGGGUCAUAAUCGUGCUCGCAAUCCUUGCCUGCGUUCCCAUGGCUUACCGCGAGAUUAGACGCUGGCGCACCAUGCAACGCCGUGCCCAGCUCCUCAGUCAAGAAGCUUUCGACCCCAUGGAUGUCGUCCAAAUUGCAAGUCGACCAAUCUCAAGCACCAUCGGUAUCCGCAUCGCGAGCAAGUUCUCAAGUACGCGCCGCCAAAUCCUCGUGCGCUGGUUUGUUGCCUACUGCACCACGACUCCAGCGCUGUUUGUCUUGUCUCUUGGCCUUGCUGGUCUCUUCGCUUGUCUCUGCCAAUACAGUCUUCUCAAAUCGGUGGAGAAAGAGGUUCCGGUCCUGGCGACCGAAGUCAGCGCAUUUGCCGACAAAAUCGUCUAUGCACUCAACAAUGCGUCGGAACAGUGGGCCAACGGAACAAACUCUGCCAUCAUCUCGACAAACAACGAUAUCAACCUCAAUGUCUUCGGUUGGGUCAACACUUCUACCAGCGCCAUCAAUGGUACGCUCAACACAUUUAUGACUGAAGUCAACAAUGUGCUCAACGUCACAUUUGGUGGCACACCCCUCGAAGCGCCCAUCAAAGGGAUUGUUUACUGCCUUCUUGGGAUGAAAGUCGAGGGAAUCCAAAAGGGACUUACAUGGGUGCAUAACAAUGCCCAUGUUGACUUUCCCUUGUUCCCCGACAAUGUCUUUUCCCUCGGCGCAUCGUCCUCAAUUGCCAACUCAUCAAACAACCCUUCGGAUUCUUUCCUUGCCAACACUGGCAGUACCGCGAGUGAUCAAGUCACCGAUGCUGUCGUGCGCAUGAUUCAGAAGAUUGAGGAAGGAGUCCGCACCGAGGCAAUCAUCUCGUCUUGCGUACUUUUGGUCUGGGUUAUUAUUGUUCUACUAGGAUUACUACGCACAGUCAUCCUCUUUUUCGGUCGAGACAAAACUCGAGCUGAAGGCGGGCCCGUGUACGCAGGUGCAUCUCCAGCCGGCCCAUCGGCGCCUAUUGCCAUGGCACCAAUGGCACAGACCAAUCUGCGUGGGACCAAUCUUCCUGGUAGCUCCGACAACUCUCUUGAAUCCCGCCAUCGUCCCGGUUCAUCCACCAUUCUUCGCCGUGAACUCAGCGACGAAAAGGUCGGAUACGCAGGACAACGCAAUGACGUCACCUAUGAAGACAACGCUCGAGGACAUGCUCGCGUCAGCAGUUACGGCGACGUAGCUAUUGUCGACGAGAAGAGAUAA